CAGGAAGGACUUUUGAGCAGCGAGUUCUCUAUGAAACGUUUCUGAACUACUGUUUCCAUUGCAAACAAUACGGACACCAUCCUUUCAUUUGCAAGAAACUAGCAGCAAAAGAAAAACCUGAAACCAAUGAACCAGAUAAUAAUGAGGAUACUAUUAGCGAAGUUGCUUCUAUGGUUGGAGUUCCACUCACCACGGAUAGGAUAACGCUUGAAAAGGCAAACCACAACUUCGCUAGAGUAUUGAUCGAAGUGGACGUGACAAAGCCACCUCCCCUCUCAUUUCCAAUCAAGAUGGCGUCAGGAAGGACUUUUGAGCAGCGAGUUCUCUAUGAAACGUUUCCGAACUACUGUUUCCAUUGCAAACAAUACGGACACCAUCCUUUCAUUUGCAAGAAACUAGCAGCAAAAGAAAAACCUGAAACCAAUGAACCAGAUAAUAAUGAGGCUAUUUUAAUAGCUAGGGAACCCACCACGAAGGCUAUUGAGACUACGAA
This is a messenger RNA of Cuscuta europaea, 493 nucleotides long. The record is from the annotation of a GenBank genome assembly. Lineage: Eukaryota; Viridiplantae; Streptophyta; Magnoliopsida; Solanales; Convolvulaceae.